This is a messenger RNA of Paramecium sonneborni, 597 nucleotides long. The record is from the annotation of a GenBank genome assembly. Lineage: Eukaryota; Ciliophora; Oligohymenophorea; Peniculida; Parameciidae.
AUGUUUAAUAUUUUAUAAUACAAAUUUAAUUGUCUUUUUUAUUAAUAAAAUUAUAAGCAAGCUUUCUUAAAAGAAUAAAAAGUAAUGAUGUAAGACAAUGGUAAUUUAAUGCCUGUUGAUGAGAUAUGGAAACAAUUAAGUAAAGUGACAACAACAGUAAACAGAAAUGUAGAAAGAAUGUCUCAAUUGUUGGAUCAAUUAAUUACUCAUGCUCUUUCUAAUGAAUGUGAUUACAUAGAAAUUCAAGAAAGAAAGGAUGAUCAUCUUAAAGAAAGAGAGAAAUAUGCAAAAGAUUACAAACAAUGUAUUUUACAUGAGUUAAAUGGAAGACUCAGUUGGACUAUAAGGGGAAAUAAAAACGUUUGUAACAAAUGUUCAAUGAUUUGCAAAACUAGAAAAGGUUACUUACUUCAUUUGUUGCAGAAACAUUGUGAGUACAAAUUCUAUUUUUGUGUAAAGUGUUAUGAUAAAUUUGAUAAUUUUAAUAAAUUUAAAUAACAUUUAUGCAAUAACCAUGAUGAAAUAAUGAUAUUUUAAGUGACAGAACAAAUAUAGUAAUUAAUAGAUAAUGGAAUUCGAGAACUGGCUAAAGAAUGA